Molecule: messenger RNA, 6080 nt
Organism: Linum trigynum
Lineage: Eukaryota; Viridiplantae; Streptophyta; Magnoliopsida; Malpighiales; Linaceae
Source: the annotation of a GenBank genome assembly
UCGUCAACUAAGUUUCUUCAUUCUUCACUUCAUAUUAUCAACUUCAUUCUAAACAAUUAGAAAGAACAAAUUAUACAUGUCUCCACAAACAUAAAGAAUAUUAGCUGUUUAUGCAAGAUAUAUUAUUUAGAAUAUUAAAUAUACCGGGAAAGUAAUUAUAUGUGUGUGGGCGGGUACCGGUGAAUAGUGUAGCGGGUUUAAACCCGAACCCGGCCCAAAACCCGUCAACACGGGUUUUACCCACGUUGACCGGGUUAGAUUGGGUGGGUAUCAAUGGGUUCGGGGUUUGUUGCCAUCCCUAAUUGCCAGCAUGCUCUAAGAUCUUCCAGACGCACCCAGUUGGACUACAAGGUGAGCCCACUUAUCAUUGUUCUAGAAUCCAACAGCCGCGAAGGCCCAAUGAGGAGAAGGGUUAAGAUCGGGGUAGAGCAAACAAGGCCCAAUUCUGUGGGGCCCACUGGGCGGCGUAUAUAAAAUGAGCGGGCGGGCGGGCGGCGGAAAGAGGAAGGAACCAACGGUUAGUGAUUGAUAGAGAGAGAAACCAAACACCAAUCCAAGCUCCGCUAGCUUCUCUCUCGCUGCAUCGCGUCAGGAGCGAGAAAAGCUCGUGUUCUCCAUCGUCAGAUCUGCGGCGUUCUCUGUCUGAGAUUAAAUCGCCAAAAAAAAAAAAAAAAAAAAUUCCAUUCCAACCAAUCAACCUCCUUCCCUCCCUUCCUGCGCGCUCAAAUACAAAAACCACCUUCUCUCUCUCUCGCUCUACAGGUAUGUAGCUCCUUCCCAACCACCGCUCCUUCUCUCCCUCUGCUUCGUAAACCCUAGGGUUUCGAUUUCGGCUCUCUUUUUAGUUCCUUCAUUUUCUUGUUUUUCUCUCUGCUUAUCUGCCUGAUUUGCACGGAUGAUGUCUUGAGCUGCGGUCGGUGAGCAGGCAUUUAGGGCUUUUUUCGAUCCCCUCUUCAUUUGCGUUUUCUGUGUGUGUAUUUGGUGUGGAUAUGCUGGUUUCGGUUUAGCGUGGAGUGAAAUGGUUCGGUUUUGCGGCAGUCGGGAGGCAGAUAGUUUUGUGGAUUUUCUGACUUUCUUCUUUGUGUAGUCAAACCGUAGUAGGGUUUGGUAAGUGGGGCUGAAAUUUCAUGGUUCCGACGGGGUUUCCUAGGGAUUAGAGGUGCUUAAGGGAUUUUGAUGGAACUGCUCUAAUGGUCUUAUUUUGGUCUGAUUAUUAGUGUGAUUGUAGGGAGAGUGCUGCGGGAUGGCAGAUAAUCCAGGUAGUCCGGCAGGGGGGAGUCACGAGAGUGGGGGUGAGCACGAACAGAGCCCUCACUCCGGAGUUAGGGAGCAGGACAGGUUCCUCCCUAUCGCCAACAUUAGCAGGAUCAUGAAGAAGGCAUUGCCUGCCAACGGCAAGAUCGCUAAGGAUGCCAAGGAUACUGUCCAGGAAUGUGUAUCUGAGUUUAUCAGCUUCAUCACUAGCGAGGCGAGUGAUAAAUGUCAAAAGGAGAAGCGGAAGACAAUCAAUGGGGAUGAUUUGUUGUGGGCAAUGGCAACGUUAGGCUUCGAAGAUUACAUUGAACCACUCAAGGCGUACCUUAAUAGGUACCGAGAGGUAACUGAUCCUUCACUUAAUUUCAUUUUACUUCUUCCUUCAAAAUAUUUUCAAGCUUUCACAGUUUUGAGUGAUAUGGAGCCUAAUAAUCUUCCUUUUAUAUGUCUUUUCUUGGUUUAAUUUGUUAUGCUGUGAUUGCGGUGACAUAGUUGGAGGUAAUUUGACACCCUCUCUGGACUAAAUCACACAAUUAUUAAUCUAAAUUUAAUAUCCUUUUUAUGGGUUUUAAUUUUUGAACAAUGUAUGACAGGGAGAUGCCAAAGGGCCUAUUAGGGGUGUAGAAGGAUCUGUCAAAAGGGAUCCAGUUGGUGGCAUGUCUGCUCAAAAUGCACAGGUAACUUUGUCGAACUUUCUGUGGUUUUGCUUUAAAUGGUUAUGUUCUGGAAAUUUAAUCUUCUAACUUAAUGAUUGCAGCAUUAUCUGACUUGUUCCUUUCCUGUGGAACGCUCGUGACGGGUGAAUAUGACAGUAUGCUAUACAGGGGUCAUUGAACUACAUGAGUCAGCAGGUGUGUCUGCCUCUCUUCCUCUCUCCACCCCCUUUCAAUUCUCCUCUUUCUUUUCCAUUUGUAGGCAUAUGCAUGAAGAAUAGCAACAAACUAGACUUUUAGAAUAACAGUAGGGUUUGAAAAUUAACUACAGGGAUAUCAAGCUGUGUGAUAUUCAUGCGUGCAUACUGCACAUUUUGGUCGCAAAGAUACUGCAUGAGUUUCUAAAAUUUAACUAUUGUCUUCCAAGAGAUCAAUUAUCGUCCGUCAUUCAGGUUGCAUAUGGGGGGAUAAAUAGUCUGGAACAGAUGACUCGCCUUAUGUCCUGUCACUGUAUGCAGUAUAGUCUAGUACUCUUGGACUGCUUCUUCAUUUGGUUGGAGUUUCACAUAGUUAUCUGAGUGGUUUUUAUUUAUUGUAGCGAAAUGUGAUAGCUGCUGUGCCAUUUGCUCAGUAAUAGUUGGCCAGACCUGAACAUAAGAAUUGAUAUGAUGGCUGUCAUUUCUUCAUUGGAGAUUGCUUAUCUUCUCUUGAGUCCUCUCUGAGAAACAUUCUUGAAGAUGUUUUAGAAUGUUAUAUAUGUAGCCAAUUGAAUAAUUAUAAGUUUGCGAACUAGUAGUUGUGUAGCAGCUUUUAUCCGGAUUCUGCCUCUCUCAAAAUCUUUUACCGACACGAGUAUUCACAGACCACAGUAUUGGCGUUUUCAAGUGCUAUCUAUUCCAACCUGUUACAGGCACGCUUUCAUUGCACGACCUAGUCAUCAUCAUGGGUCACAUUGUUGCUCGUUAAUAGGAUACCAACAGUCCAUGUUUAGGAUUUCAUUUCGUCUCUUGUACAUCCUUUCUUGAUGAAUAGUUGUUUGUUGUUUUAACCUUUUGUAGCUCUCUUGAUGAUGUGCAGUGACAAGGACAGCAUAUGAUAGUUCAUGCAAUGCAAGCCAACGAGUAGAGAGUGCGGCGAUAUCUCUCAUAUUACCAAUGCAAAGUAUCCUAGGCUGGUAAAAAAAAACUGUUUUGUUGUCGACACAUUGUAUCAAUCUGUGUCCUUAUAGUUCCUUUUGGUGCGUGAUUGAAACCAUUGUGGUGAUAUGAGUUUUUGGGGUUCUGGUUUUGAAUGUUAGUGUUGGGGGGUUGGUUUGAUUUGGUAAAUUAGUAUUUACUUGUGAGAAGAGAACCAGAUUUGAUGAUAGCUGGAGAUUAGUGCCUGUAAAUUUCGCUGUUCCUCCCCAUAUAUGGAUCGAACCAUUUGAAGAAAUCUGAAAAAGUUGCGAGGUUUGAGCAGAUUAAUCCGAAUGCAUUGAUCAGUAUCCUGUGGAGGCUGUGUUAAUGGGUGUGAACAAUGUGGUUGAGUUGUGUAUCGUUAUAUGACAAAGGGAAAGGCCAGCUGAUUGGCAUUGGGGAGUAGAAACUCUCGCAAAAGAAAGAAAGCAUCUCUCGUUACUUGGGGGGCACACGUUGUCUGGAUUAGGUCUUGGCAUUUCUUGUCGAGGUAUGCUAUAGAAGUAACGAGUUGGUUGCCAACCAUUUGAUGAUACCAUGUGAAUCGCUAGAAAUAUGUACAGUGUAUGGCUAAUCCAAUAACGAGAGUUUCGUAAGUGGACUAUCCCAAUCCUAUUCAUUGUCAUAGUUCUGAUGAACAGGUGCCUUCUGAGCGGUUUGACCGGAUGAAGGUUUGACUAACCCAGUUCAGUGCAGUAUGGAUUAUGUUGUCUUUUGGCUUGUUGGAAACCGGUUGGACUGCAAGGAUUUUCUUUUUGUUCGUGGCGCAUAAAUUCUUCACCAUGUUUGCUGCCUGGGAGCGUGGAGAAUCACCGAGCCAAAACCCCACCUGAAUAAGUGCGGGUAGGAAAAUCAUCGAUCCACGACGACCACAACCCAUCCACAAGAACGACUUUACGAUGUAUCGUUAUAGUGAACGCGAUAGUGAAAACAUUAAAGCAGAAAGCGAGUGUGUUGAGUUUGGGUGAGGCAAAGCUUGGACAGCAAGGUAGCAUUGUGUCAUGUCUGUGUGUGAGAACUUGAGAAGCCAAGAUGACUCUAGAACGAAAUUCAUUGCGAGCUGUAUGAUUGAAGGGAAUUUGGGUUGGCUUCCAUUCAUUUCCAGUCAUGUCUGUACUCUUGCUCUUUAUCUGUCCGCCACCCACAAUUCCACGAGAAGCGCUGAAGCAAAGAGGAAGACAUUGGAAGAAAGAAAGAUCAAUGGAGCUGGGGCACGUGAGCCAUAAUGAUGGAACGUGGGUUGUGAUGAUAAUGCUAGUGUGAGGAGAUGAAGACGGUCAAACAAUAUUAGGAGUGGUCAAUAGGCACUACUACAAAGCGAGGCAAGGAAGGAUUAGCCACAAUCAUAGUUAGUUAGUUAGUUAUGCAGUAAUUAAAAGCUCAUGGAAUGUCUGAGUUGGGUUGAGUUGAGUGAAAUGAGCGAGCCAGCGAGUUAUGACCGAGUUGUUGUUUCUUCUUUCCGGGGGGUUGCCAGAGAGAGAGAGAGAGAGAGAGAGAGUGUGUGUGUUCUGCAAAAUCCAGCUCAUGGAUCCACAAGACCAUGCCAUCAACAAAAAGAAGACCCAUUGUUCCUGGGUCCUCUCUUUCCCAUCUGGCGACCCACACCAGUGAAUACACUUAUAAUAUUAUCUUCCUUGAUUAAUCAUCUUGAUUUGAACUAGUUCUCUCGAAAGGGAAACAUUGGUCAUUACUCAUUAAGUUUUGGGUCAUCACUUAACAAUUAGCAUGGACUAUUCAUAGUAACGCAUGUCUCGUUCAAAUAAGAAUCUUUCAAAACUUAGUUUGGGUGAGUUGAUACACAUGUUUCGACAAUUUGAACAAAAAUAUGAGACCAAGUAUACAUAAUUUUCAAUGUAUUAUGAAUACAUCAUGCAUUCCUCUCAUACAUGCAUUCUGUGGUUAAAACAAGUCAAAUAACGUUAUAUUCUGCAAAAUACACAAGUUGUUGGGAGAGGUUCCACAUAGUGGGUCACACUGGCGGAUCCAGGGGGUGGCCACCCCAGGCCCCGGCCCAGCCCUCCUCUGGAUCCGUAGUUACUAUAGUCCUUAUGAAAUUUUUGAUUUUAGACAUUCAAUCCAGUGUUAUUCUAUGAUAAGAUUGGGUUUAACUAGAAAAAUUAUCAAGUUGAACAUAUUCAAAUCACUAUUCUAAAUUUAGCCUAGAAAUUUUAGCCCCAAAUAUUAUGCGUCUUAAAAAAACAAUGAAACCUAAAAUUCUAAAAAGUUAAAAACGUAAAAGACUAAAAGAAAUAUGAGGUUUGUUUCCUUACAAAUUUACUAAAGCAGCUGGUGUGCAGGGAUGGACACACAAUGUAAAUUGAUUAGUCGAUUGAUUUAUCUAGUGUUGAUGCUGCUCGUUUCAACAGCUACUACGAAGAGAACCUUUUUAACAAUGAAACAUGUGAGAACUGAUUUGCUCAACAAAAUGAGCGAUGAAUUUCUCGCCGAUUGCUCAAGUAUUUUAUUUGAAACAGUGUAUACUAUUGGUAUGGAUGUAGACUUCAUUAUUGAUGCAUUCCCUAAAUUGAAAUACAGUUGUGUACAAUUUACAUUGCAAAAAACUAUAAUCAUUAUAUUUUUUUACGGUUCUAAUUUUCUAAUGAAAUGCAGCCCAGUGCUCUUCUGUGUUCUGGAUCCGCCGCUGGUGGGUCAACAGGAAUCGAACAGAAGACGUCACAGUCACAUUCGGCUAUGAUUCCACUUCAAGAACCAGUUGCUCACAAUAACUCGAGUUGUUGAGAGAGGUUCCAUAAUGGAUCAUAUAUCGUUUACUAACACACUAAGUGACUGUUCGAUGGAUAAUAAAUACCACUUCCUUCUCCAUGAACACAUGAAAAGUAUAAGUUUCUUCAUCAAUCUUUGUAGACUCUUCCACAAUUCACUAACGGGUGGUUUGGAUGAGGAAUUGUAACGGAUCAAUUUCAAUUACCUGGGGUGAGAACAGGUAAUUCGAAUUGACUCGUUUUAAUUGCCUCGUUUAUAAAACGAGACAAUUGAU